AUGGCCGACGACAUCCCGAAAGACCCCGAGAAGCUCGCAAAGGAGGACAAAGAUGCCCUCGACUUCUUGGCAUCUGAAGCCAAAGAGUUCGACAAGGAUGCCGAGAUCGACCGCAUCCUCAAAGCCUUCCGCCUCGACGCCUAUGCCGUGCUAGACCUGCUCCCGGGCGUGCCCGAGUCCGACAUCAAGAUGGCCUACCGCAAGAAGUCGCUGCUGAUCCAUCCCGACAAGACCAAGAACCCCCAGGCCCCGGACGCCUUCGACCGCCUCAAGAAGGCCCAGACAGAGCUGAUGGACGAGAAGCAUCGUGCCCGCCUCGACGAGUCCAUCGCCGACGCCCGCAUGCUGCUCAUCCGCGAGAACAAGUGGACCGUCGACUCCCCCGAGCUCAAGACCCCCGAGUUCCAGGUCCAGUGGCGGAGGAAGACGAUAGAGGUCCUGGUCGACGAUGAGCAGAGGCGGCGCAGACAGAUGAAGGCGCAGAUGCAAGAGGAAGGAAGAGAACAGAAGAAGCAGGAUGAGGAGAUUGACGAGCGGAAGCGCAAGAGGCAGCACGAUCAGGAUUGGGAGGCCACGAGAGAUCAGAGAAUUGAUUCAUGGAGGACGUUCGCAAAGGGCAAGGGUGGCGGUGCCAAGAGUGGUGGUGAAGGUGGCGCCAAGAAGAAGAAGAAGCUCAAGCCUAUCGGCUAA
Molecule: messenger RNA, 690 nt
Organism: Truncatella angustata
Lineage: Eukaryota; Fungi; Ascomycota; Sordariomycetes; Amphisphaeriales; Sporocadaceae
Product: DnaJ domain-containing protein
Exons: 2
Coding region: 1-690 (229 amino acids)
Source: RefSeq, a predicted model, not a curated record